Molecule: messenger RNA, 744 nt
Organism: Gongylonema pulchrum
Lineage: Eukaryota; Metazoa; Nematoda; Chromadorea; Rhabditida; Gongylonematidae
Source: the annotation of a GenBank genome assembly
UUGCAUGGGACUGUUUUAGGUACCCGAUCAUUGUUGCAUUACGAAAAUGGGAAACACUUGGCGCUAGAGAUUGGAGUGACCAGCGAACAGCCUUUAGCCGAAACAUCUACGGAUCUGGGCAGUGGUAGUAAUGCGGUGGUUGGAGUAGUUGCUGCACCGCAACAAACAGCUACUGCUGAUGGACAUUAUGGCUUGGGCUCCAAUACAGUACAGCCCAGCAGAACAAUUGAAACAUUUUUUCGUUCUUCAAAGCCGGAGGAUCCGCAGGCAUCCCGUUUGUUCAGUUUUCUACAAGUGCUGACCGCUUGUUUUGCUGGUUUUGCGCAUGGUGGCAACGAUGUUAGAAGCAAGCUGGAAGUUCGUACUAAAGGUGGCUUGUUGCUUGAGUCACUCGAGAAAAAUUGCAUUUCAGCAGUUCCACCACUGUUUUUGGUAAUAAAAAAAUGCUACCGCGAAACUUAUAGUGGUUUUGCAAUUGAAUUUGGUGCUGCUGUUACAGUUCUAGUUUCAAGCAAGUUUGGUCUUCCAAUAAGCUCGACGCAGUGCAAGCAAAAGUUCAGUUUGAAAAUGUCUCAGGUUGGCAGUGUGGUGGCAGUGGGUACGGUGCAGGCAAGUGGUUCUGUUAAAUGGUCGACGUUUCGCAACAUAUCGUUAUCGUGGCUUGUCACUUUGCCUGUUACGGGUAAAGUUUUUAUAAAACAGUUUCUUGAAAACAGCACAUGCAUCACCAUAGCUGGCUCCUAG